Molecule: messenger RNA, 2788 nt
Organism: Dermatophagoides farinae (American house dust mite)
Lineage: Eukaryota; Metazoa; Arthropoda; Arachnida; Sarcoptiformes; Pyroglyphidae
Product: merlin
Cellular component (GO): cytoskeleton
Molecular function (GO): actin binding
Source: RefSeq, a predicted model, not a curated record
GGCAAUAAUGGUGCCACAAAGAUUGAAAUAAAUUUUUAUUUUUUUUUUUUAUUAUUUUUGCUCGUUUUGGAUUCUUGCCACUAGUUGCAUGUUUAUAAAAUUAAAAAAGAAAAAAAUUAAUUAAUUAAUCGAUGUGAUUUAUUUGGUGAUUGUGAAUCAUCGACAAUUGUCGAUUCAAUGAUUCAAAUUUUUGAUCAUCUUGAUGAACCAUUGGUAAUUGGUAAUCUCUCAUUUUCAAUUUUGACGACGACGACGAAAAAAAACCAAAAAAAAAUUCCCAACAAAAAUGUUUGCCAAAUUUUUAAAUUUUUCCAAAACAAAAAAAGUAAUACCCAUACAGGUGCAUACAAUGGAUGCACAAUUGGAAUUUGAAAUUGAUAGAAAUGCAACCGGUCGUGAUCUUUUUGAUCUUGUUACACGUGCCAUCGGUCUAAGAGAAGUCUGGUAUUUCGGGCUACAAUAUAUCGAUUCAAAAGGUUUUAUUAGUUGGCUUAAAAUGACCAAACGUAUCUGUGAUCAAGAUAUUGCCAUACAGAAACGAACACAACAACAGCAACAACAACAAUUGAAUAGUAAAAUGAAAAAAUGUUCAAUAAACGAUUCGGUAAUGUCAUUUUUAUUUUUGGCAAAAUUUUUUCCCGAAGAUGUUGCCGAAGAAUUAAUACAAGAAGUGACACAGCAUUUAUUUUUUCUACAAGUCAAACAAAGUAUUCUGAAUAUGGAUAUUCAUUGUCCAGCUGAAGUUAGUGUCCUAUUAGCAUCAUAUGCUGUACAGGCAAAAUAUGGUGAUUAUAAUGAAACAUUUAAUAAUAUGGAUAAAUUGGUGGAUGUCGAGGAAUUAUUACCACGUGGUGUAUUGGAACAAUAUCAAAUGACACCAAGAAUGUGGCAAGAUAAAAUUCGUAUAUGGUAUGAAGAUCAUAAAUGUAUGACACGUGAUGAAGCUGAAAUGGAAUAUUUGAAAAUUGCACAAGAUCUUGAAAUGUAUGGUGUGAAUUAUUUUCUUAUUAGUAAUAAAAAAGAAAGUGAACUAUGGCUCGGUGUGACGGCGCUUGGUUUGAAUAUCUACGAAAAGGAGAAUAAAUUAUCGCCAAGAAUCACAUUUUCAUGGAGUGAAAUACGUAACAUUAGUUAUGAUGAUAGAAAAUUCAUCAUCCGGCCAAUUGAAAAGAAUGCUUCGAGUUCUCAUUUUUAUUCAUCAAAAUCGCGAUUAAAUAAAUUGAUUUUAGAUUUAUGUAUCGGCAAUCAUGAUUUGUUUAUGCGGCGACGAAAACCUGAUUCAAUUGAAUUACAACAAAUGAAAGCACAAGCAAAAGAAGAAAAAAUACGUCGACAAUUGGAAAGAUCACGUUUCAUACGUGAAAAAGAACUACGACAAGAAGUGGAAAAAGAAAAAGCAACAUUAGAACAACGAUUGUUACAAUAUCAAGAAGAAGCACAUGGUGUACAGGAAGCAUUGAGAAGAAGUGAAGAAACUGCUGAAUUGUUAGCAGAAAAAGCACGUGUAGCCGAAGAGGAAGCAAUGUUAUUAUCACAAAAAGCAGCGGAAGCUGAAGCAGAAAUUCAACGUAUUAAAAUAACGGCAAUAAAAACGGAAGAAGAAAAACAUCUGAUACAAAGAAAAGCUGAUGAAGCUGAAUUAUUAGCCACCACAUUGGCCGAAGAGACCGAUAGACGUGUGAAAGAAACUGAACAAUUGAAAGAAGAACUUUAUAGUACAAAAUUAUCGACAAAACAAUUGUUGAUUUUGUUGAAUAAAUUUCAACAACAAAAUGAUAAUUUAAGUCAAAACAAUCUUGUUGCUUCCACCACAAAAACAACGACAACAAUGACACCACCACCACCACCUCCAACAACACCUGGUCCUCUUCUUGGUCAUCAUCAUUCUCAUCAUUUACAUACAACAACAACAUCACCACCACUACCAACACCACAACAACAACAACAAUCAAAUCUUCAUAAUAAUUCAUUAUCAUUGAUUCAUACGACAAACAAUGGCUGUGAUAUUCCAGGUAUAAUGAUUGGAUCAACUAGUCUAAAUGAAUUGAAUAAUGGUAAUGGUCAUCAUUGUAUUGGUAUCAAUUUAUCCAAUACAGAUUAUCAUAAUCAUCAUCAUCAUGGUGCGAAAAAAUCUUGGUGUUCAAUUGUCGGUGAUAAUUCUCAUCACAAUAAUGCAACAAGUCCACCACCAAUCAUUAUCGAUGUGACAUCAUUAAAAACAACAUCCCCAACAUCGGCCAAUACAUCACAAUUGACUGGUAAAAGUCCAUAUAUUGAUAGUGAUAAUAAUAUGGCUCAUAUUUAUGAAGAUCCAAAUGAUACCAUUAUGAAAUAUAAUAAUAAUAAUCAAUAUUUAGCCAAUCACCAUUCAUCAUUCAUGAAUAAUAAUAACGAAUGGUCAAUUGAAUCUGGUGAACAACAACACGAACAGAAUGAUGACAUUGAAUCACAUGAUUUUCAUCAAUUAACUGAUUUGGAUAUGGGAAAAAUUGAAUCCGAAGUGGAAAAAGAACGUAUUGAAUAUUUGAAAAAAUCUAAACAAUUACAAGAACAAUUAAAAGGUUUAAAAACCGAAAUACAAGUAUUGAAAGUGGAAGAACGUCUUACAUCAUUGGAUAAAAUUUACGAAGAGAAUGUUAAUCGUGGUGAAAGUAAAUAUUCAACAUUAAAACGAACAUUAUCCGGUACAACCAAAGCAAAGGUAGCAUUUUUUGAAGAUUUGUAAAUUUUUCGACCAUUUGACAAAAUCAAUCAAAUUGUAAUUAAUUAAUUUAUAUAAAAAAAAAUU